AUGGCAACUAUAGGUGUAGGAUGCGGUGACUUUUUAGAGUUUCAGGUAUUUUUUUUUUUAAAUAAAUGAACCAUUGUCUAAAAUGGGCUACAUUUUGAAUUAUGUACUUUAAUUGUCCCAAUUAUACAUACAUGUCAAAUCGUAGAUUUCUAGAAAACUACAUGUGAUACGUUAAAGAAAUAAUUAAGGUUAGCGAUUUACAUAAUAUUUCAGACGGUAAAUGGCAUUUUUGAUAAUUGAAAAACCUUGUAAAGUGACUAAGGAUAAAACUAAAUUUAAUUAAGUUCUAUGUAUAAUUUAUAAAACAGACUUGAAAAUUUUAAUGUAAGUCGAAAGAUCCUUGUACACCUGAACAUCACCUUAAUUAUGAAGUAAUAAUCGACACGUUUUGUAUGUACAAAACAUGACAAUGAAAAGUAAUACAUUAGAAGAUUUAAAUUGAAAUGAAUUAUUUUACAGCACGUUACUUUCGAAUGUAAUGCGUGGUAUUGUUCAGCGAAAUGAUAUUUUUGUUUCAGGAUGCGUUAAAAAAGAUGCGGCAACUCGAUGACAAAAUCAUUUAUAUGCUCAAUACUAUACUUCCAACAGAAUCAUUCAAAGGGCAAGCUGACCCUACUGAAAGAUGUAAAGAUUUAUAUGAACAAAUUCAAACAGGCCAUAAAACAAGAGAACUGGCCAUUACGAGAUGUUUAAAUGCAUCGAAGGAAAAAGUGAAGCAACUAAAAUUUGAAAGAGACAAUGGCAAUGAUAGUCUGCAACUUCUCAAAGCAUUGAGGAAAGAACAAAAUACUGUGCGAUUAUUGCAAGCAGAGUUAAACGUAGAAGAAGUUGUGAAGGAUCAUACAGUUGAUGUUUACUAUAAAAAAUGCCGUAGCUUUUACAAGCCACCAAAUAUAGAAAUUUAAUAUUGUUGUUAAUUUUGAAAAUACUUUGAUGAUGAUGAAAUAUCACUUUUUUGUAUGAUUGUAAAUUUAAUUACAAAUAUAUUUAGUUACUGCAUUUAUGUAGUACAAUUAUAUUAUGUUUGUUAUAAUUUUUCAUACACAGAUUACGUAUAUUAAAUUGAGGAACUUUAAAAUAUUUUUAGAUCUGUUCCUUCGUUUAAUACAAUAUCUUUAUAUAUAUAGAGUAUUAAGUUUCAACAUUUCAAAAUUAUUAUGAUCUAAUUUGCACUUAUUACAAAAAUAUAUUAAAUUAUUAAAGUAAUACGUGAUACUUAUUAUACAUAAUUUACACAUCUUGAAUCGUGUUACUGGAGCAAUAUCUAUCGCAUAAAACUAUUUUUUGUAAUAAAUUAAUAACAUUAAGAAAUGAUAAAAAACGAAAACAGUUAGUCAAGAAAAUGUUUCAAAUAUUACUAAAAAAAAAAAAAUUUAAUCAUUAUGUAUUACCAAGUGAAACAUUAUUGUACUUUUUCAGCAUUUCUUUUUUCUUCCUCAGCUUUUUUCUUUAUCUCCAUAUACCAUUUCAUUCUUUCUGUUGCUAUAUUUUUUCCACUAGCAACUUCUCUUUUUCCAACUAUUAUAGCUGUAAUACAAAUACCUAUUCCAACAAUCAUCAUCAUAAAACAUACACGAAUUCUUGCCUUAGUAUGUGCAUGUUGUAAACAUUGAUAACUAAAUAAUCAAAAUACAAGAAAUAUUUAUUGUAUUUAAUGUUAAAAGUGACAUUAUUUUUGAACUGUUAUUUUAAAUAUAAAACUUACGAGACAUAAUCUGGUACUUGAUCAAUACUGGGAAAUCGUUUGACCCAAACCAAUAUUCUUUUAUCGAAAUUAGAUACAGCGUGCAUAGGUGGUCCUAAGCAAAAUUUUUUCAUAUACUUUAAUUAAAAUUUAAUUUAAUUUAUAUUCUAAUUAAAAUUAAUUUUUUGAUUAAAAUAAUAUAUUCUAUUUAAGGAUAUUGAAGUUAGAAAUAACUUGUACCUGUUACAAAGUCAACCUUUUCCUUCUUAACUGUAGAUUGUGACGGUUCAGUAGUUUUAGAUGUUUCACUAACUUUAUUUUCAUUUUUUAUAGAAGUCAAAUGUAAUUGCCGUAUCCUUAAUAAUUUAAAUUGCCUUGUUAAUCUUAUACAGAGCAUUCUACAAAUAUCAAAAAUUUCAUAACAGUAUUAUUUAUUAGCACUGUUAUAUUUAGGAAUUUAACUUAUAUAAUUACAGGAAACAAGUAAUGAUCUAGGAAAUAUUAAUUGA
Messenger RNA from Heterotrigona itama, 2193 nucleotides. The record is from the annotation of a GenBank genome assembly. NCBI's taxonomy places the organism in Eukaryota, Metazoa, Arthropoda, Insecta, Hymenoptera, Apidae.